Molecule: messenger RNA, 1981 nt
Organism: Helicoverpa armigera (cotton bollworm)
Lineage: Eukaryota; Metazoa; Arthropoda; Insecta; Lepidoptera; Noctuidae
Product: esterase FE4
Exons: 3
Coding region: 65-1729 (554 amino acids)
Source: RefSeq, a predicted model, not a curated record
UAUUCACGAUAUUAGCAGCUUAUUCUGACUAAAUAAUUAUAUCGCUGUAUUAACUGGACCAGCGAUGAAGUGGUGGACGUGUGUGGUGUUCGCGUGCGCGGCCGUGCUGGCUGACGACGAGUGGCGCGAGGUGAGGACUGCGCAAGGGCCGGUGCGCGGGCGCAAGCACCCCACUGCAGACAUGUACGCCUUCUACAACAUACCCUACGCCACCGCGCCCACGGGCGAGGACAAGUUCAAGGCGCCGCUACCAGGACCUGUAUGGUUGGAACCAUUUGACGCUGUCGACGAGAGGGUUGUAUGUCCACAGGCAAAGCUCCCGAUGGAUAUCAUGAAAAAUGUUGUUGAGAAGGAAAAUUGUCUCAUCGCUAAUGUAUUUGUGCCAAACACGGAAGAAAAAAAUUUGUCCGUGGUAGUCUAUGUCCAUGGAGGGGCUUUCAUAAUAGGCAGUGGCAACAUGAUUCAAGCGACACAUUUAAUGAAGACAAAUGAUUUUAUAAUGGUCUCAUUUAACUAUCGACUCGGCAUUCACGGCUUCCUAUGUCUGGGCACUGAGGACGCGCCAGGCAAUGCUGGCAUGAAGGACCAGGUGGCGCUGCUGCGCUGGGUGCAGAAGAACAUCGCCAGCUUCGGCGGUAACCCUGAUGAUGUUACUAUUGUAGGUAGCAGUGCUGGGUCUGCAUCAGUAGAUCUGUUAAUGUUGUCUAAGUCGGCGGAAGGAUUAUUCCACCGAGUAAUACCUGAAAGUGGAGGGAACCUUGCGGCAUUUACUGUUCAGCGGGAUCCUGUGGAAAUUGCUAAGACCCAUGCCAAAAAGUUAAACUUCAAUAACGUAGAUGAUAUUUAUGCUUUGGAAGAGUUUUACAAGACAGUUCCGAUGGAACUGUUAACCUCGGAUCAUUUCUUCGAUAGAACUGAUGCCACAUUCGUAUUUGGGCCGUGUGUGGAACGUGAUACAGGAGACGGUGCAUUCCUUACAGAAUCUCCUCUGAGUAUACUCAAGAGUGGUAACUACAGGAAAUUACCACUGUUGUAUGGAUUCGCUGAAAUGGAAGGUCUGAUGCGUAUUAACGUAUUUGAACUUUGGAAGCACAAAAUGAAUGAAAAGUUUUCUGAUUUCUUGCCAGCCGACUUGAAGUUCGAUUCUGAAGAAGAAAGAGAAGAAGUAGCCGAUAAGAUUAAGAGGUUUUACUUUGGCGACAAACCAGUGGGCGAUGAAAAUGUAUUGAAAUACGUUGAUUACUUUUCGGAUGUCUAUUUUGCUUAUUCCAUGCUUUGGGCUGUGAAGUUGCACGCGGAGGCUGGCAACAAUCAAGUAUAUUUGUAUGAAUAUAGUUUUGUGGAUGAGGACACUCCCUUGGUACCUCACACUAAUGUACGAGGAGCUGACCACUGUACUCAGACAAUGGCUGUGUAUGACAUGAAGAAUAUCACACACGAGGAUGAAUCUCUAGCAACGCCAGAAUUGCAGAAAAUGAAAAAAGUUGUUCGUGAAAUUUGGCACAAUUUUAUUAAAACUGGAGUGCCAGUGCCAGAGGGCUCAUGGCUGCCGGCGUGGCCGGCGGCGGGCGCGGACCGGGCGCCGCACAUGUCGCUGGGCGAGCGGCUGGAGCUGCGCGGCGCGCUGCUGGCGGAGCGCACGCGCUUCUGGGAUGACAUCUACCAGAGAUAUUACCGGGACGCGGUGCCGCCGCCCACUCCGCCGCCCAGACCACGCAGCGAGUUGUAGAAUAGUCUCGAAAUUGCACUACUACUUGAGUUAUCUGCGCAACGUUGCGUAUAUUGUUUUUAGUCGUUGUAAGAGAAUUCAUCUAUUCUGUUCUUUGUAAAAACUUUGUUGUAAUUUAGACAAUUCCAUGCAUUUCAGAAGUUGGAAGUUGUAUGUCAUUGAUUGAAAAUAAUAAAAUUGAAUUUCUUUUUUAUGUAGGUAUUAUGUAUUAUAUAUAAAGAUCAGGCGUCUCAUUAAAAUAAGAUUAUCAGA